UUCGUUCAGAGAAAAAUACUAUAAAUAGGUCAAAGUUGACACAUCACCACAAAGCUGGGUCAAAGUCAUUUAUGUCUCACCAAGAGCAAAUUGCAGCACAGACUGGAGAGAUGCAAGAUGCAAUUGAUCGCUUUGAAACAGAGUACAAAAGCACUAAAAAAGGUUGGGACUUGGGAGCAAAAGCAAAGUGGGAUGAAAUGAUUAAGAUGCGAACUGAGACAACUCAACCUGAUGGAACUCGGACAAUGACAGAUGAUGAAAUUUGUGCAAAAGUCCUCGGAGUCAAAUCAGGCUACAUCAAGGGUUGUGGUUUUGGCCCUAGACCUCCACCAUCAAGGGUCUCUUAUUCGUCGAUAAAUGAAAUGUCUGAAAAGAACAAAGAGUUGCAAGGACAGCUUCAAGAGACCCAACACCUUGUAGGGACUCAACAACAAAAGAUUGAUGCACAAAAUGAGGUGAUCCAAAGAUUGGAGGAGCAAGCCAAAAAGUUUGAGGAGUUCAUGGCUAACUUUUCCAGGCAACAUCCAUCAAGUUAGUAUCUUUAUUAGAGAACUUAAACAUGGAGAAAUAAUUUUUUAGAUCAUCUUGAUUUUGUUAUUGGUUUUAGACUAUUUUUGUUACUCUUUAUG
Messenger RNA from Rosa rugosa (rugosa rose), 629 nucleotides. RefSeq lists its product as uncharacterized. The transcript has 3 exons. The record is from RefSeq and is a predicted model, not a curated record. The coding region runs from base 72 to 536 and encodes 154 amino acids. Lineage: Eukaryota; Viridiplantae; Streptophyta; Magnoliopsida; Rosales; Rosaceae.